AUGGAGACCACCCCACAAUCCUACUUCACAACACUCCUUAUAAUCACCUUCCUCUUACUCUUCUACGUCCGACGCCGGCGCUGCCACCACCUCAACCUCCCUCCCACCAUCCCCGGCUUCCUCCCCAUCAUCGGACACCUUCAUCUCCUACGCCGCCGGUCCAACCAACCCCUCCAUCGCACGCUGGCCUUCCUCUCUUCCACAUACGGCCCCAUCCUCCUCCUCCGCUUCGGCUCCCGUCCCGUUCUUAUCGUCUCCUCCACCUCCGCCGCCGAAGAAUGUCUUACCACCAAUGACAUAAUCUUCGCCGACCGGCCUUUGCUCAUUUCUACAAAGUACCUGGCUUUUAACAACUCCAUCCUCGGCACCGCCCCCUACGGCCCCCACUGGCGCAACCUCCGUCGAAUCGCCACCAUCGAGCUACUCUCCACUUCUCGCAUCAACUCCUUAGCUCGAAUCCGUGCUAACGAAAUCCGAUCCUUCGUCCACUCCCUAUUUUCUACCGCGGCCGACCAAUGGAAUCGAGCCGAGAUGAAAACAAAGCUAAAAAAUCUAAGCUUUAACAUUAUGAUGAGAAUGGUGGUUGGUGGGAAGUACAACGAGGAGAGGUUCUGUAUAAUGAUAGAGGAGGCGCUUAGGCUGAGUGUUUCUUCGUGUGUGGAGGAUUUUGUGCCCUGUGUUAGGUGGUUGGGUUUGGUGGGGACGAAGAGGAGGUUGAUGAGAUUGGGGAAGGAGGUGGAUGAGAGUUUUCAGAACAUGGUGGAUGAGAGGAGGAGGAGGAGGAGAAGGGCGGCGGAGGAGAAGGCUUUACUUGAUGUGAUGCUAGCUUUGCAAGAAGAGGAGCCAGAGAGGUAUUCUGAUGAGAUCAUUAAGGGCAUGUUAUGGGUCCUAAUUGCAGCUGGAACUGACUCUUCAUCUGGAGCAAUGGAAUGGGCACUGUCCCUUCUCCUAAAUCAUCCCAAAACAUUACAAAAUGCAAGAGACGAGAUAGACUUUCAUGUAGGCCAUGACCGUUUGAUCGCAGAUUCAGAUCUUCCUCAUCUUCACUAUCUCCAAAACAUAAUUAAGGAAACACUUAGACUAUAUCCAGCUGGUCCUCUCUUAAUCCCGCAUCAGUCAUCAGCAGAUUGCACUGUAGAAGGCUACAACAUUGCAAGUGGAACCAUGUUGCUGAUAAAUGUUUAUGCGAUUCAGAGAGAUCCAAAGCUAUGGAACGAAGCAGAAAGUUUCAAACCCGAGAGAUUCGAUGAAGGAGAAGGAUCAGAAGGUUUUCAAUUCUUUCCAUUUGGUUCGGGAAGAAGAAAGUGCCCGGGAGAAGUUAUGGCAAAUAGAAUGAUGGGCUUGACAUUGGGAGCUCUAGUUCAGUGUUUCGAGUGGGAGAGAGUUGGGGAAGAAAUGGUUGAUUUGACUGAAGGAGAAGGGCUUACUCUACCUAAGUUAGUUCCUUUGGAAUUGAAGUAUAAGCCUCGGGAGGUUAUGAUGAAUGUUCUAUCACAACUUUGAUCGAUCAGCUUCCAUGACGAAUAUACAUAUAUAUGCAUGUGUUCAUAAACUAUAUAGCUUUAUUGAUAGCUAGCUAGUGUGUAAGAUUUUGUUUGGGACGGUUUUCUUACUGCUUCUUACCAAACGAAGCCUAAGUGUGUUGAUUGUAUGGAGUUAUGCAUGAGAUCAUAAACAAAUACUGCGUUUCUAUGUUUUUAUGCUAUAACUCAGUU
This is a messenger RNA of Dendrobium catenatum, 1715 nucleotides long. Its product is annotated as isoflavone 2'-hydroxylase-like. Gene Ontology annotation, molecular function: heme binding; oxidoreductase activity, acting on paired donors, with incorporation or reduction of molecular oxygen; iron ion binding. The transcript has 2 exons. Bases 1 to 1503 code for a protein of 500 amino acids. NCBI's taxonomy places the organism in Eukaryota, Viridiplantae, Streptophyta, Magnoliopsida, Asparagales, Orchidaceae. The record is from RefSeq and is a predicted model, not a curated record.